Paramecium sonneborni is the source of this 2388-nucleotide messenger RNA. Lineage: Eukaryota; Ciliophora; Oligohymenophorea; Peniculida; Parameciidae. The record is from the annotation of a GenBank genome assembly.
AUGAAUUAUUCAACUUUCUUAAAUAAAAAUACCUUUCCAGAUGAAAGAAUUGAUGAUGCCAUUAAUUUAUUAGUUUAUGGAUGUGAAGUUCAAAAAAUAAUUUCUGGUAAUAAAUUUGAGAAAUUAUUCAUCUAUAUGUCUCAUGAUGUUAGUUAUCAUCUAAUUUAUAUCAUAAAUCAAUAUACAAAUUAUAUUGAUUUAAGAAAAAUUAGAUUUAUAACAGAUGAUAUACAAGAUAAAAAAAAAUUCACAGAUGAUAAAUCUGUAUUGUUAUAAAUCUUUAUUAAUGAAGAAUGUUGGUAUUUGAAAUUUGAAAAGUCAAAACUAAAAGAAUUAUGGUGGUAAGGAUUAUAAUAUUUUUAUAAAAAAGCAAAAGAGGAUUUUAAAGAGUAUAUAUUUUGCAUUAUAUAGAAAAUUAUAGAUUAAAAUGAUGGCUUGGGAAAUAUUCACAAAAUUUGAUGAAGAUAGGGAUGGAUAUUUAAAUAGAGAUGAAUAAUAAGGAUUUAUUAAUUGGAUAAAAUUAAUAUAUCCAGAUAAAAGUUUAAUUGAAAAUAAAUGUAUCUAAUAGAGUUUUAAGAACAAAAUAGAAUAUAUUUAAUUUGAAGUACCAUAUUUUUAUUUAUCUAGUAAAUUGUUUAAGUACUUUAUAAAUAAUCUAUUUUAAUUUACUUGAACAAACUUUAUUUAGAUUCUAAAAACCAAAUAACUGAAUUUGAUUUUAAAAGAUUUCUGCAAACAUAAAAAUAAUAAGACUCGGAUUAACUUUUUGAACUUCAUUUUCCAAUGACUGCUGAUAAAUUCAAUGAUUUUCUCUUCAGUUAAUAAAAUUCUAUUUAUGAGAUGGGUCAUUCGGAUGAUAUGACAAAACCUUUAUCUCACUAUUAUAUAAAUAGUUCUCACAAUACCUAUCUAACGAAAGAUUAAUUGUCAGGAGAUAGCAGUGUAGGUUAAUAUAUAAUUGCAUUAUUAAAUGGAUGCCGAUGUUUUGAAUUAGACUGUUGGGAUAGUUUUACUGAUAAGAAUCCAGUUAUUUAUCAUGGUUAUACUUUAACAUCAAAGAUUUUAUUUGAAGAUGUAAUUAUGGCUUUAGAUAAAUUCGGAUUUCGGUUUUCUUCCUACCCAAUUAUAUUAUCUUUAGAACUACAUUGUAGUAUAGAUCAAUAGGAAGUUCUAGGAUAGAUUAUGAAAUCAUAAUUUAAAGAUGAACUCUAUAUCUAUGAAGAUGGUCUAGAUGUUCUACCUUCACCAGAAAAACUCAAAAAUAAAUUCUUAAUCAAAAGUUCCGGUAUUUUAGAAGAAUCUUCUAAUAUGCACAAAACUAAUUAAAUAAUUCGCAAAAGUAUAAUUAAUUAAAAUAUUAAACAAUCAAAAACAAUAGAAUUGAUUUAAUUAGAUUAAGAUCCAGAACCUGGAGAAAUAAGAGAGAUUGCAAAAAAAUAAAGAAUCAAUAAUAAAAUUUUAAAAAACCUUAAUUAUUAAAAUAAGCACAAAUAAUUAAUGAGAUAAGAGGGUAUUUAGGAUUUUAAAAUGACAGGUGAUUAAAUCGAUAUGGUGAUACCUGUAAAUAUGAAUGUCAAGCAUCAUCCUUAAUUUUUAAGUUGCAUUAGUUUAUUUAAUUCUCCAUUUAAUUUUGAUAAGAAAAGAACUAUUUGGCAUAUAUCAUCAUUGAGUGAAGAUAAAGUAGAAAAGAUCUAUAAAGAGAAAAAAGUUAAGUAAAUUUAAUAAAGUUUAAAUCAUUCUCUUGUCAGAAUAUAUCCAUCAGGCUUAAGAGUCAACUCAAGUAACUAUGAUCCAAUUCCAAGCUUUAUUUUAGGGGCUUAAAUUAUAGCUCUUAAUUUUUAAACAAAAGAUGAAUCUAUGUUAAUAAAUUAAGCUAAAUUUGAACAAAAUCAUGGUUGUGGUUAUUUUCUUAAACCUAAAUACUUGAUUAAUGGACAGGACAACAUCCCUGAUUUUGAAUCUCCUGAAUAUCCAAAAUAAUUAGUUACUAUUCAGAUUAUUUCUUGCUAACUAUUUUUAUUAGAUAUCAAAACCACUAUAAAUUCUUUUGUAGGUGUCACUCUUAAAGGUAAUAAAGUAGGUGAAAAUGUCUAAGAAUUUUAAACAAAUAUCAAAUAUAACAAUGGAGUUAAUCCAGAAUUUGAUCCAAAUUCUUCAAAAAAAAUUUUUGAAAUAAAAAAUGUGGAUUAAGCUAUUUUUAUAUUUAGAGUAUAUAAUAAAAAUGAAGAAAGCAAAUAAACAAUUAUUGGAUAAUAUGCAUUACCAUUUAGAAAUAUGAGAUAAGGAUAUAGAGCAAUCCCAUUAAAAGAUGAAAAUUUGUUACAAAUGGAAUAUUGUUAUAUAUUUGCUUAAAUAAGCAUUUAAUGAAUUAUUAUUAUUAUAUAAAAG